GAGCGGUUCUAGAGGUGCUAUUCAUUGCACAUUGGGCGCUGGCGGAGACAGCCUUGCCCAGGUCCCCGUCCCCAUCUCCCUGCCACCUGCGCUCGCCUAUUUGGAUGGCUGCGCCCAAGUUCAGGCACCAGGCUUAGGUGUCCAUUACCGCAGAAGUGGACAUGGCCCCAACGCAGGGCUGUGUGACUUUUGAGGAUGUGGCCAUUUGCUUCUCACAUGAAGAAUGGAGACUUCUUGACAGGACUCAGAGGCUCCUGUACCUCAGUGUUACACUGCAGAACUUUGCACUGAUAAACUCCUUGGGUUGUGGGCAUGGAACAGAAGACGAGGAGCCAAGAGUUUCUACAAGAACAUCACAGGUUUGGCUAUCUGAGACAACCCCAUCCACACCCAAAACUCACCUCUGUGAAAAGUGUGUCCUGAUUCUUCAAGACAUUUUGCACCUGCCUGAUCUACCCCAGCAGAAACAUAGUGUAGAGGCAUGUCCCAUAUUUGAUCAGCUCCAAAAACUUACUAGUACAGAAAAACCCUUGAAGCAGAAUGCUGCCGAGGCCUCAUACUUGAAACAAUGCCUCUUCCAUAUGCCAGCAAAGUGCUUCCCCAUCUGGGAUGUUGAGAAGGACCUCCCAGACAUACUGAGCCUUCUGAAGUCCCGGGUCUUUCCCAACACUAAGAAGCCUAGCCAAAGCACUGAGGCUGGGAGAGAAACUCACAGCCUUAAAAAUCACAUGUCAGGAUACUGUGAGAAGCAAACACUUGUUCACCAGCCGAAAGCCUCGAACAGGAAAAAGCUCUAUGAGUGCAGCAGAUGUGGGAAAACCUUCCGGGGCAAGUACUCGCUUGAUCAACAUCAGAGAGUCCACACUGGAGAAAGGCCUUGGGAGUGCAGGGAUUGUGGGAAAUUCUUUAGCCAAACCUCCCACCUGAAUGAUCACCGUAGAAUCCACACCGGAGAAAGGCCUUAUGAGUGUGGUGAAUGUGGGAAGUUAUUUAGACAGAACUCCAGUCUUGUUGACCACCAGAAAAUUCACACUGGAGCGAGACCUUAUGAGUGUAGCCAGUGUGGGAAGUCCUUUAGUCAAAAAGCCACACUUGUGAAACACCAGCGAGUUCACACCGGAGAAAGGCCAUACAAGUGCACUGAGUGUGGGAAUUCCUUUAGUCAGAGUGCCAUUCUUAACCAACACCGGAGAAUUCACACCGGAGCAAAGCCGUAUGAGUGUAACCAGUGUGGGAAGUCCUUUAGCCAAAAAGCUACCCUUAUUAAACAUCAGAGAGUUCACACCGGAGAAAGGCCUUAUAAGUGUGGUGAGUGUGGGAAGUCCUUCAGCCAAAGCUCCAUCCUCAUUCAACACCGGAGGAUUCACACAGGAGCAAGGCCCUACGAGUGUGGUCAGUGUGGGAAGUCCUUUAGCCAAAAGUCUGGUCUCAUUCAGCAUCAGGUAGUUCACACUGGAGAAAGACCGUAUGAGUGUGACACCUGUGGCAAUUCUUUUAGCCAAUGCUCUAGCCUCAUCCAACACCAGAGGAUGCAUAGUGGAGACAAGCCUCAUGACUGCAGCGAAUGUGGGAAAGCCUUCAGUCGCAAAGCGACACUCAUCCAGCACCAGAGGAUCCACACUGGAGAAAGGCCUUAUGAGUGCCACGAAUGUGGGAAAGCGUUCACUCGCAAAGCGACACUCAUCCAGCACCAGAGAAUCCACACUGGAGAAAUGCCUUACAAGUGCCCCGAAUGUGGGAAGUAUUUUAGCCAUCACUCUAACCUGUUAGUACAUCUUAGAGUGCACAGUGGAUCCAGGCCUUAUAAGUGCAAUGACUGUGGGAAAGUGUUCAGACACAAGACUACCCUUGCUCAGCAUGAAAGCAUCCACACUGGCGAAAACCCUUACGAUUGCAGUUUCUGUGGGAAAUCUUUUAGCCACAGGUACACCCUCAUUAAACAUCAGAGAGUUCACACUGAGAGGAAGGCUUUCAAGUGCACUGAAUGUGAGAAACUUUUUAGUAGAAGUUCCGAUUUUCUAGCACACCAAAGGGUUCAUACUGGGGAAAGGCCUUUUGUGUGCAGCAAGUGUGGGAAAGAUUUCAUCAGAACCUCCCACCUUGUUCGGCACCAGAAAGUUCACUCUGGAGACAGAGGCCGUAUGAGUGCAGCGAGUGUGGCAAAGCCUACAGCUUAAGCUCCCACCUGAAUCGGCAUCAGAAGGUUCAUGCAGGAGGAAGGCUUUAGGACUGCUUGCAACACACUUGUAUUCAGUCAGGUGUUGAAUCUCAUAGUGAGAAGUCAUGGCAGGGAGAUGCCUUCACGGCAGGUUUGUAGGAAACCUCAAAGACCUAUGUUGUACUUUCUGACUGGUUCGAGUAACUUGCCAGACUCUUGUCUCUUAGUAAAGAAGUCUGAAACCACCCGAACAACUCCGUCUUUAUCCUUCAAACAUCCUCUGGGAAGACCAGACUUAUGCACUCUUUGGUAAUUGUGAAGCACAUAAUAAUAGUCUCAUAUCUGACUGAUAGCAUUGACUCCAGCCAAGGAUCUGAGUGAGCUGUGCUUUGCGUUUGGCUUGCACAGAUAAUUUGCUUCAUGGAGCUUGUUUUUAUGUGAAAUAUUUUUUGUUUAUUUGAGACAGUAUUGUUAUUUUGCUUAAGCAAGCCUUGAACCUCCCUUUCCUCAGUCUCCUUAGUAGGAGAGAGUUUAGACUAAUGACACUGUGCCCAGCUCUGUCUGAACUUUGUAACAUAAUGGGCUUUGCCCAUCUUUUAAGUCAUUCACCCAGAACAAGUAGUUGCCUCCUGUUAUGCUAGUUUCCAAUAAUCAAUGUCUAAGAAUUUAAGUUACUUUUAAUCUUAGGGGAGGUUAGAGUGCAUCAAAAACAAAGUUAGGAUCUGACAAAUUAAAGAGAACAACAAUCUUGUAUUUUAAAUGAGACAGUGGGUUGAUGGAGAAUUAUGGUUCAAUAAUGGUGUUUUCUUGUAUUAUUGAAAAACGCUUCAUAGGUAAUAAUUUCACAUAUUUGGAGGAUCUUAAUUGACUGGAUUUCAGUUAUUUGAAGUCUCAUGAACUGGUACUGUGACACCCCACUAUGUGUUUGGGAGCAAAAUGGGUCAUAUGUUUCAUUUUUAGCACAUGCACAGUUAAGGAGCCCUAUGUUUCUGUAUUCUCCAUGUUCAGGAUUGGCAUACAGGCUACCAGCUGAAUAUUCCCAAGUGCCACUAAACAAAAGUAUAGAAAGAGUGGAUGUGAAUAUUUUAAGUACAGAUUAAUUUCAAUUAACUACAGGGGAAAUUCCCAUGGUAAGAACAUUCCUAAAUGUUCUACUCAUGAUAGCUAUGUAGGAUCAGAGGAUUUAUAGAAUUCUACAGCAUAAAUUGUUAUGUCACUUAGGACCAAGGUCACUAUCUCAGCAUUGAUGUAUUUUUUGUUUAUUUUUUUUCUUAAUUCUUAUGCCUUCCUGAGGUCUUUGCCAAAAGUCUUUGUUGUAUAAGCAGUAACCCCUAGAGGAGAGUAAUAUGAUCCAAGAAUUAUUAAAGAAUGUAAGUUUCAUGAGUAGCCAGAAUUCUUGGUUACAGUGGAAAUGCCUUUGUUGCUUAUGACUGGGGGAAAAAGGUAUCUUAAGGCAUUGGUAGUGACACAGUAGAAUUACUAUAUCAAUGUCCACUUGUUUGACUUGCCAGUAGAAGUUCGUGGUCCAGAAUAUUAAAUGGAUUAUUUUAUAGACUUUAUGGACUGUAAUCAGCAUACUCUGUCUAUAUUGUAUAUAACUGUGUAGUUUGAUAAAUGUGUAUAUAUUAUAAAGCCACUGUAGCAGUGAUGCAGAACAUACCCCAGAGCUGUAAAGUUACCAUGUGUUCCUUCAGGAUUCUACGCAACGUCCUUCUUCAUACCCUUCCCUUAGUCCCUAGGUAACCACCAAUUUUAUUGUACGUAAGUUCUUCAAAAGGUUUAUAUCAAUAUGACUACCAAUUGAUUUACAUUUUGUCUACUGUUAUUCUGCAUAACCAAUUUGACAUAUUUGUGUUAUAUGUAUGAAUAUGUCAUUCUUAUUGACUACUGGAAAUAUGGGUUUACCACAAUUACCUGUUUAUAAUAUUUGUCAUUUUCCUGUCCCAUCUUUUAAACAUUGAAAACAACUCCUGCAGAUAUUCAUGUAUGAAUUUUUAUAUGGACAUUUAACUGAGACCAUUUUUAAACAGGAGUAGUGAAAGACAUACAAUAAAGUGUGAAGAGAAAACACACAAGACUUGGUUUAGAAAAUUGCCAAAACUCCUUAAUCACCAUGCUACUCAUGGUGUAAAAGAAGAGAAAUUCAAUGACGACCACAAACUUGAAAUAUAUCCAUUGCUUCUUCUAAUGUUUUCCUCAAAAGUCCCGUGGGAAAGUAUCCAACAAUGUUCUAGCAACUGGGGAAUGAAAUGCUCCAGCUAACAGCAUAUUUUUAGCUUCUGUUAAACUGUUUGCUUUUUACUUUCCCCUGCCAAUUGCUAAAGAGUAUAUAGUUUUUCUAGGUUUGUUCCUUUCAAAGCUCCUUGUAAAAUGCAUUCGAGGCUGCUCUAUGAGACUUGUUUCUUUUCAAACUAUUGCUUAAUAUAGACUUGUAAUUGAGAUUUUGAUGGUACUGAAUAUUCUUUGGAUCACUACCCCAUAAGAAUAUUUCAUUAAGAAUGCAAAACAUAUUUGGAUGAUGGUUCAGUGAAAACUUGCAUCAUAUUUAUUUAAGAGCCAGCUCUUAUGAAAAGUCACAGGACAUAGACACACAUGCAUGUGUGAAUACUCAGGUCAGAAUUAUUAGAGAGAAGGGGACACCUUGUGUAAUGAAAUCUCACAAGAUGAACAACACAAUAGGAAUAGGCCAAAUAAGUAAUGAGAUAUUCCCCAUACCCAUUCUAGUAACACUUCCUUUUUUCCAUUGUAUAACUUUAGCUUCUUUGUCAAAAAUAAGGUGUUUUUAGGUGUGUGGCUUAAUAUCAGAGUUUGCAAUCCAA
Messenger RNA from Mesocricetus auratus (golden hamster), 4977 nucleotides. RefSeq names its product zinc finger protein interacting with ribonucleoprotein K-like. Gene Ontology annotation, biological process: regulation of transcription by RNA polymerase II. Lineage: Eukaryota; Metazoa; Chordata; Mammalia; Rodentia; Cricetidae. The transcript has 5 exons. The coding region runs from base 162 to 2177 and encodes 671 amino acids. The record is from RefSeq and is a predicted model, not a curated record. Gene Ontology annotation, molecular function: DNA-binding transcription factor activity; RNA polymerase II cis-regulatory region sequence-specific DNA binding.